AUGGCAAUGCUCUUGCGUCAUGUGGCAGUGCUGGUGCUGGCGUCCGUCGUCAACUCUGUGGAUGGCGUGCGAACAAGUGACGGCAUGCAAGCUUCGGCUGACAAGGCGGUAACUUGCCAGUGCCGGACGGUGGAAGACUACAGGGAUUGCCCCGUCUUCGAAGACACAAGUGAUCCGCGCUACUACCAUGCAGAUGUCGAUGGCGCGCAAAUGUGCUGCAGGUUGACACAAGGUGGGUUAUUGGGCAAGAUGAGCAUGAACUACAAGACCCAGCCUUCUUCGGAUCUCUGCAUGGAGGAAGAAAGGCCAAUGUCCAGGGACAUGUGCUGCAUGUUGAAAGGAGGGGUCGGGUUCCGCAUCCAGAAAGCUCGCGCCAGCAAUUGGGCCACCCGCGUUAAGGAAGAUGAGAGAACAUGGGAGGAUUAUACUUCCAAGACCCAGCUGAGUUUCGAAAUCGAGGAUAUCUCUGCAGGCCAUCAUGACCGGCAAAAGGUGCCCCUGGACCGAGUGCAGCAGUAUGUGAAGAACUACCUUGCGCAAACCGACGACCCGCAGGUCUGUGCGGAGGUCAAACACGAACCGCUCUGGGAGCAGUGCGACCUUCGCCCCCGUGGUUCACCGGAGUGCUGUUGCCAUCCUGAGUCUUUCAAAGCUGGUGCCCAGUGUCUCGCGGUCGGAGAUGUACACAAACCAGUGGCAUUCAAUGUCGCCCUUCCGCCGCACAGCGAGUUGCCUCCGCUUAGUGUGCAGCGAGACCUGGUGUCAAAGCAUUUCGCUCCUUUCAAGAAGGCCGUGGCGCGGGAUCCUAUUGCAGGCGUCAAGCUCAUCUGGCAUCUUCACCACAUACAGUGGGAGCGCCAUCAGUGUGUGGAAUGGAAUGGACCCUAUUGCCAAAAGAUGCAGUGGUACCAUCCUACUUGCCAGAAGGACAACGAGUUGCUUUUUGUCAAAGACCCGGCCGUCAAGAUUCCGGACACUAUGUUCCAGUGCCCAAGUGGCUGGGUGUCUGACAAGGAGACGUCCAAGUGCAAGUGCCGCGAAUAUGAGGACAAGGAAAAUGUAGCAUUGUGGAACGACAUGAUUGCCAGACAGGCAUCAUAG
Messenger RNA from Symbiodinium pilosum, 1101 nucleotides. The record is from the annotation of a GenBank genome assembly. NCBI's taxonomy places the organism in Eukaryota, Dinophyceae, Suessiales, Symbiodiniaceae.